AUGGCGGUCAUCUGGUGUUGGGCAUCUUACGGCUUGGCCUCCCGGAGCCAGAUCACGCCGCCGCACAGGCACUUUGUGGACACGACAGAAAACGCGACUGCUUCUGGAAUGAUUCAUCCGCUGCCGGCAGCCCCAACGCUCCGCGGUGUAUGGGUAACGAGUGAUGAUGGUAUAACAAAAAAAGAAGAAAUGACAAAAAUGGCCUCCCAGGGCUUGGUCGCAUAA
Molecule: messenger RNA, 225 nt
Organism: Akanthomyces muscarius
Lineage: Eukaryota; Fungi; Ascomycota; Sordariomycetes; Hypocreales; Cordycipitaceae
Exons: 3
Coding region: 1-225 (74 amino acids)
Source: RefSeq, a predicted model, not a curated record